AUGUCUUCUCGAUGGCCUUCCUCCCUCCUCAACACCACCAACAAGCGGCUCACGGAGCGCAUUGAGCAGCUGACGCUUGACCUCGACAAUAAACGCAACUCUGUUGUGGAGCAUCGCGAGGUAGUAGCACUCCUCAAAAAACAUCAGCACCAAGCCCAGCAGCAGAUCAAGGCCACCGCAGAGGCGGUAGAGCGCGAGCGGGCUGUUGUUGAAGAUGAUGAGGGCAAACUCAGACAGCUCCGGCAGGAGUCUGAGACAGAAACGCGACGAGCGCGCCAGGCAAAAGAGGCGGAAAUACAACUCUCUCAAGCCGUGUCCGCUUUAGAGGCAACUGUAGAUCAGCACUGCCGUGUUUUGAGUGGGAAACGAGAGAUCGCUGUGGAGCUCGAGGAGGAGGCAAAGGAGCUGGUGGCGGCACACCUCAGCCGCCAGCGUGUUGGGGAUGAGCUGGCUGCUGCACAGCGCGAGGUUUCAUCGACGUUGUGGGUCACGCUUGAUAACCUCAACGAACAAGUUCGUGUCACCGCAUGCCGCUUGGAGGAGGCACGAGGUGAGCGGCUUCAUGUGUUGCAGGAAGUGGAUGCCAUGCAGCUCGCGUUACAGGAUGCUGUCAAGGACCAGGCGGAGAGCUUGCGUGCACUGAAGCUAGUUAAUGUGCAAACUUCCCAGCUGGAUACGCAGGUGCUGGAAAAUGCCAAAUCCAUGGAGGUUCUGCUGGAGACUGCCCAUGAGAAGGAGAAGCUCCGCGGUGACCUGCACGCCACGUUGGAGCGGCUCCUCGGGGAUAACAAGCUCCAAGCACUCUCGCGUGAUCUUAAACGUGAGAGGUACGACAGGCAAGUCCAUGCGCUCCAAAAGGCUGUGGAAGACUUGCGAGACGACGAGGCGCGCUCACUGAUUUCAACGCGCUGUGAGCAGGCCGAGAUACAGCAGCUUUGUCAACAGCGUCGAGAGCUCGAACACGUCAUCCUAUUGUGCGAGGAGAAGAGACAGCUGCUGGCACAGCAGCAGGCACGUCGUGAUGCGCUGGAGGGCGCCCGUGCGCAGAUGCAGCGGGAUGAGUCAACCGGGCAGCCGUCACCAGCGGCGCUGCGGGACAUGAUCCUAGGUCUUGGACGGCAAGAAGCGCAGCUGGAAGACCGGGUAGAGCGCACCCGUGCGAAGCUCACCGAUGCGAUUCAGACUUUCAUGGACGAGGGUCGAAAGAGUGAGGAGGUCAACGCUGCGGUAGCUAAUAUGAUGAAGGUUAAAUGGACCCUAGUCGCGGACCAGGAAACCGCAGAAGGUCACAUGCAGCUUCUUAAGGAGAGAAGCAACAAGCUUUCGGAAGAACUGAGCGAGCGGCAGGCGUUGCUCCCCUCGAUGCAGGCGUUGGCGUUGGAGCGGCAGGCUCAGCGCCAGGCCUCUUGGCUGCGCGAGAUUGAGCAGCUACGCGGUACCCUUCUGCGUGUGCAGCGAGACCAUCGGCUGCUGCUACAUGACACUGUGACUCUUCGCAGUAGCUGGCAUCGCACGCGCAAAGCAUUGGAGGAGAAGGAUGUGUCGCAGGGCAAGAUGAUGGGCGACUUGCGUCUGCUUGAGGCGGAAGUGUCCAGGCUGGACCGAGAGGUGACGGCCACCGUAGAGGAACACCAUAUCCGGUUGCUUCAGCACGAACAGGCAGGAGUGACGCUGCAGUCAUUGAUGAGGGCAGCUGAUGCACAGGUUAGUACGCUCAAGGAGACGGCGGGGGUCGAGGCGUACCUUCGUGCUGAAGUACAGAUCGAGGAGGAGCGGAUUCAGGCUGACAUGCGAGGGGCCCUUAUCGAACUGCACCUCAACGAGAACGAAGUGCACGAGCUGAGCGAGGAGCUGCAGCGGCAUCGGAAGAAGCUGAAUCUUCUUCGCCUCCGCUACGAGGAGACGAUGGCGUCGAUGGCUCGCGCAGCACAAAAGCCGCUGAACGAGGAGGAAAGAGGGUCUACCCCGCUACCCCUACUCAACAGUGAGAGUGAAACUUGCACCCCAGAGGCGAUGCACGCCCAUCUGUUGCUGCGUCGCUCCUAUGAACGGGAGCAGCUCAUGCAACGGGGAAACUACCUCGAUCUUCGCUUGGUGGCGCUAGAUAGGGAAACAAGCACCCUGCGACAGAUGCUGAACGAGUUGCGCUCCUCUCGAUGCAUCGCAACAGAACAUGUCAACGCUCUCGAAGAGCUCACCUCAACAGGAAGAAAAGCUGACACUUCUUCGAUCGAAAACUGCAACGCACAACUGGGACCAUCGGUUCUUUUGUGUUCUCCUGCACUUGCCAAGGAGCAACUGUUGAGUAGUGCUGAAGUGAGCGAACACUACUGGAGGACUGAACUACAGCUACUAGAUGAGGCUUUGGCUGGUAUGAGUCGUCAGCGGAAUGACUCGCGGGUGCGGCUGCACGAGAUGCGCACCGCGUUGAAGGAAUUGCAGGACACUGAGCGGCAGAAGCGAAUGCAAGUGCAAAAGCUUCGUGAGGAUAUUCAGCGUUCCCGCAAGUGGGCUAAGGUGGGCGCGAAGCGCAGCAAGUAA
Leishmania braziliensis MHOM/BR/75/M2904 is the source of this 2541-nucleotide messenger RNA. RefSeq lists its product as hypothetical. The coding region runs from base 1 to 2541 and encodes 846 amino acids. The record is from RefSeq and is a predicted model, not a curated record. NCBI's taxonomy places the organism in Eukaryota, Euglenozoa, Kinetoplastea, Trypanosomatida, Trypanosomatidae. The transcript has a single exon.